Messenger RNA from Macroventuria anomochaeta, 1485 nucleotides. RefSeq lists its product as uncharacterized. The coding region runs from base 53 to 1408 and encodes 451 amino acids. The transcript is spliced from 2 exons. Lineage: Eukaryota; Fungi; Ascomycota; Dothideomycetes; Pleosporales; Didymellaceae. The record is from RefSeq and is a predicted model, not a curated record.
GCUGAACUGUGCUGUUGUGUGCCUCCUGCGCGCUGUUCCUUCACUAGUCAACAUGGCGAUCUUGCAAAUUCUCCAACUCCUGACUGUUGCAGAAUGUGUUUCGGCUUUUGCCAUUCGUAAUGACCCACAGCUUAAUUUGACGGCGGAAUCGCCUGAAGUCACAACUGUUGAUGUGCUUCCUGCGUCUUUAGUGACCACUGAUUCUAGUGGGAAAUCCAUAUGGCGACCAAAAGUGCAUGACGAGAGCAGCGCAACUGGUUUCGAGGAUGCGACUACAGCUGGAGGCGACAGCAGGGUUCGCCUCGAAGCUACAGCAACUGAGUUCGAUGUUACGAUUCCAACCACCACAGAAGGUCAAGGAUCUAAGGACUCCAUCACGAUGAUAGACAUCGGUACUAUCAUCCAAAGCCUCAUCACUUCCACCGAGAUGGCUGUGCCUACCGUGCACUUUGAGAGCUCCGCCACAGAUUGGGACGAAGUAACAUCAACUGUGCAUUUCGAGAGCUCUGCGUCAGACUGGGGAACUGUUUCUUCGGAGAUCGCGCACUUUGAGAGCUCUGCGAGUGGCUGGGGCCAGACAAAUCAUCAGGACCCGUCAACACCUCAGAGCACCAGGUAUAAGCCAGUAGAAGUGUCGGACGACCCCUGGACAAAAGACCUACAGACACCACAAACGACAGCCCCAGAUGGACUAAAGAAUAACCAGCCGCAGGUCACGACAGUACCGAGCAGGACCAUCACGGACUUUCCACCCCCUCCUGCCAUAACGCACGACGGAAUCACGGUCCGCCCUGUCGCUGUCACGCGCAGACCAACUGUGACCUUGCCGGGCGGGGGGCUGACGACGACCGACAAGAUUGAGUUCCAGGUCGCGAUUGGAUCUUCCACACUUAGCAUUGGCGUCCCGAUCACCAUUAACAAUGUUGUGGUCGGCGUCACAACCGACGCAGCCGGUUCGACCGUACUCCGUGCGGGCGAUAUGACAACAAUGUUGCCUGAGCCAGCUGCGGGCGAAGUGCGUACAAUCGCGGUAAAUACACCAGAACGACUGAGCGUCAUGACUGCGGUCAUUAACGGAACCACCAAGUAUGUCCUCGCAGGCCAGACGCUAGCUCCUGGACAGCCAGUGACCAUCGGGGACACACCUAUCUCGAUCACUAUUAGUAGCGGAAAGACAGUGCUCUAUGUUGGCGAGACGACGACCACUUUGAUAGCUGCCGCGUCCGAUAUACAGACUAUUACCGACUGGACGAGUAUUAGUGCUGGUACGCAAGGAAUUGUAGAAAACAACAACCCAGCCAGUGCAAGCCCCACAACUACGAGAUCAGGAUCGUCAGAGUCGAGAAAAGUCGAUGCAGCUUUUGCAUACUGCGCUAUGGGCAUGGCUAUGUUCAUAAUCACUACCUAAUUUGCACCGAGAAAGGCAUUUGAGGAGCAAGUGGUCUUCCACGACUUGGAUCUACUUAACAGGCGCAGUACGCGAAG